AUGGAGGUCGUGGCUGUGGAGUGUUGGUGGAUAUUUAGAGGUGACAAUGUAAUGGUUUGGGUGCUUGUGAUUUCGAAGAUGAUGAGGAGGACGGGCAGUGAAGUUUUGACGAUGGUGGUGGCAAUGGCAAGCAGCGGCCGAAGUGAUGGAGGACCUAGCCUAGACAAUCGGAUCGAGAAAGAGCAGGGGAAGGAACAUAGAGGAAGACAUGCCAGGGAGAGAAACAGAGAAAGAGGAGAAGUGGGGAAAGCGAGGGGAAGAAUUUCCAAAUUCAGCCUACCAGAGUCAAAUGGAGGCUUGAAUCAGCAGAGGACAUCGAUAUGCAAUGCGGUUGCUGUUGCUGGCUAUCUAAAUGCAACAAUUGUAAUUCCCCAUGUUCAUUUUCACAGCAUUUGGAGAGAUCCUAGGAAAUAUGAAUAUGAACAUGGGUGUCGUAUUCGAUACGAUGUAGAUACAGGGAUACAACGAAGGUCGAAAAUAUGGAGCAUUAGUACAACAAAGUUCGAAAAUAUAGGAAACAGCAAAUUUGAAGAUAUUUAUGAUGCAGAUUAUUUUGUUAGAACCUUGGAAAAUUAUGUGCGGGUGGUUGACAAGAUCCCUGGGUACAUAAUGGAACGUUUUGACCAUAAUGUGAGUAAUGUAUACAACUUUCGAGUGAAGGCGUGGUCAUCCAUCCAAUCCAAUAUUACAGGGAUACCGUUCUCCCGAAGCUACCUGAAGAAAAGGGCAUAA
This is a messenger RNA of Ilex paraguariensis (yerba mate), 732 nucleotides long. The record is from the annotation of a GenBank genome assembly. Lineage: Eukaryota; Viridiplantae; Streptophyta; Magnoliopsida; Aquifoliales; Aquifoliaceae.